Malaya genurostris is the source of this 1925-nucleotide messenger RNA. RefSeq names its product ornithine aminotransferase, mitochondrial (gene Oat). The coding region runs from base 352 to 1821 and encodes 489 amino acids. Gene Ontology annotation, molecular function: identical protein binding; L-ornithine transaminase activity; pyridoxal phosphate binding. The record is from RefSeq and is a predicted model, not a curated record. Gene Ontology annotation, cellular component: cytoplasm. The transcript has 3 exons. Lineage: Eukaryota; Metazoa; Arthropoda; Insecta; Diptera; Culicidae.
AACAACGUUGCUCAGCAACCUCAAAUGGUUUCCUCAGACGCCACUAAAUCGCUCUGAAAAGUUUGGCGAAGAUUAAUUUCAUUUUGCACCCGCAUCGUUCGUAUGAGUAGCUGAGCAAACACCAACAACCAUAAAGGCCUGCUUGUGUGGUUACCACUCGUAAAAGUGAAAAAGGGAAACGGUCUGUCCUGACAAAUAAAAGUGACCGGACAGCCGAGGUCAGGUUUCAGUCUGCGUCGGAGAGUCGCUUGUGUUGGGAUACCUAGUGGGGAAAGAGCUAGCAGUGCGAAUAAUCUUGUGAUUCUCCCAUCAAGGACUUUGGGAAAAGUUACACACUAAUCGAGUGAAAAAAUGAUCAAGAGUAUGGAAAACUUGCAAGUACUGAAACAGUUCAGCAAGCUGCUUCAAGCAUCGAAUGCUGCCGCUAGUAUUGCGCGUUCAACGCACACCCGAGUUGUUAGUAAAGCAAUCCGAAGUGAUGGCGCUGCUACUGAUGGUCAGCGCCGUCCACCGGCCGGCAUCACGUACACACAUGUCAAAAUGUCCAGCACACAAACGGCAGCGAAGACAAAAGAGUCGGUUGCGCAAAAAAACUCCUCGUAUGGGUUAGCAUCGCGGGCCGUAUUCGACCGGGAGGACAAAUUCGGAGCACACAACUAUCACCCGAUUCCGGUUGCGCUGUCACGUGCUCAAGGUGUGUACGUGUGGGACGUCGAAGGGAAACGGUACUAUGACUUUCUCAGUGCCUACUCGGCAGUUAAUCAGGGACAUUGCCAUCCGAAGAUCGUCCAAGCACUGACGGAUCAGGCACAAGUGCUGGCACUAACGUCCAGAGCAUUCUACUCAAAUGUACUGGGCGAGUACGAGGAAUACAUCACGAAGCUUUUCGGCUACGAUAAAGUGCUACCUAUGAACACUGGCGUCGAGGGAGGCGAAACUGCCUGCAAACUUGCCCGUAAGUGGGCUUACAAAGUGAAGAAGGUUCGUAACAACCAGGCGAAGAUCAUCUUUGCCGAGGGAAACUUCUGGGGACGCACACUGGCAGCUGUUUCUUCUUCAAGUGAUCCUUCCAGCUACGACGGCUUUGGGCCAUUUAUGCCAGGUUUCGAACUUGUUCCAUACAACGAUACCGCUGCACUGGAGAAAGCAUUACAGGAUCCGAAUGUUUGCGCAUUUAUGGUAGAACCAAUUCAAGGCGAGGCUGGUGUUGUUGUGCCAGAUGAGGGUUAUCUCAAGAAAGUUCGUGAACUGUGUACCAAAUACAAUGUACUGUUUAUAGCUGACGAGGUUCAAACCGGAUUAGCCAGGACUGGUCGUUUACUAGCAGUGGAUCACGAAGACGUUAAACCCGAUAUCUUGAUUUUGGGAAAAGCCCUCUCGGGAGGAUUGUACCCAGUAUCAGCAGUAUUGGCUAAUGACGAGGUCAUGCUGUGCAUUCAACCUGGAGAACAUGGUUCGACUUAUGGCGGUAACCCGCUUGGAUGCAAAGUAGCACUCGCUGCGCUUAAAGUUUUAAUUGACGAAAAAAUGGCUGAAAAUGCCGAACGAAUGGGUCACAAACUGCGCACCUCCCUAGCUAACCUACCAAAGGACGUCGUUUCCACUGUUCGAGGCAAGGGUCUGCUGAAUGCCAUCGUAAUCAGCUCCGGUGUUGACGCAUGGGACGUCUGUCUCCGAUUGAAAGAUAAUGGGUUGAUAGCGAAGCCCACCCACGGUGAUAUUAUCCGAUUUGCACCUCCACUGACCAUUAAUGAGCAACAGUUGGAGGAGUGUUGUAAUAUUAUCAAGCAAACGCUGAUGUCAUUCACCCACGGACAGUAAGAUAGUGGUCGAUACCGUGAGCGUAUUUCCUUGAUUGUAUCUCUAUAAGAUUUGUCAUUAUCUCAAAUAUAUUUUGCCUUUAAACGUUUUGUCAUAAAAAUUGA